Sodiomyces alkalinus F11 is the source of this 1423-nucleotide messenger RNA. RefSeq names its product MAGE-domain-containing protein. The record is from RefSeq and is a predicted model, not a curated record. Lineage: Eukaryota; Fungi; Ascomycota; Sordariomycetes; Glomerellales; Plectosphaerellaceae. Gene Ontology annotation, biological process: DNA repair. The transcript is spliced from 4 exons. Gene Ontology annotation, cellular component: nucleus. Bases 278 to 1081 code for a protein of 267 amino acids.
UUGAACAUUCAGCCCUUCAACAAAGGAAAUUCCCACGACAAACCACGGAUUAUUUAGCGUCCCUCGACUCGUUUUAACUAUAUUCUGAACAGCCUGCUGAAGUGGUGGAGACGCUUGGACGAAGGCCGCCACAAUGCCUGUUGGAAGCAGGAGGAGACGAACCCAAAAUGAAGAAGACAUCGACGGAGAAGACCAGCGACCCCGCCAGCGCAGAAAUCGAGACCGACCCCCCGGAGAUGACGAGAGAGAAGACACUUGGCAAGAUGAAGGGGACACCAUGGACAUAGAGGCCAGUCCGGAUGAACAGCUAGCCAAAAAGCUCGUUCGCUACGCUCUUGCCUGUGACUUCUCCCGGACACCGAUUCGACGAGACGGGAUUAAAGAGAGAGUUCUCGGAGACCAAGGAAGAGCAUUCAGAAGGGUUCUAGACAUUGCACAAAACUAUCUCCGCCAGAUCUGGGGCAUGGAGUUGCGUGAGCUACCAAUACGCGAGAAACACACGCUCGAGGACAAGCGCAAAGCCGCUCGAUCACAAUCUCAACCCAAAACCAGCACUGGCGUCUACAUCCUCGUAUCCACCCUCCCCGAAGCCUACCGAUCCCCCGCCAUCAUCCCUCCCUCGCGAACCCCCAGCGCCGACGCCGAAGCGGCCUACGUAGCCUUCUACACCAUGGUGAUCACCGUUAUUCUGCUCAACGGAGGCGAGCUCAGCGACGCCAAGCUCCGCCGGUAUUUGCACCGCACGAACGCCGAGGACAAUGUCGGCGCCGAGCCGACGGAAGAAGUCCUCAAGCGGAUGCUGUCGCAUGGCUACGUCACUAAGCAUGUACAGCGCGAUGAAACGAGCCAAGCCCACGACUCGGGAGAGAAUACGACCUGGUACGUGGGCCCCAGGGGGCAGGAAGAGGUCGGGAUCGACGGUGCGGCGGGUAUGAUACGCUCGGUGUGGGGGCAGCAGGAUGAGCGGGGAGGCGAGGAGCUCGAGAAGAAGAUCCGUGCGAGUUUUGGACCUGCGGUCGCUCGGGGGAUGGGGGAAGCGAACGGGGAGGAGGAUGGAUGGGGAGGGGACGAGCCGGCAUGAUCGGAAGCCUUGGGAGGGUGAAAUCCAGGUCGAUUGGGGAAAUGAACCCCUUAGAUCAGAUGCAGAGGAGCAACGGGGCGUGAGCCAACAUGUCUUCUUUUCCGUAAAUGAGCUUCAUCUCUGAUGAACGCGACGAAGGCAGCGGGCACAACGGGAGAGUGCACUUGAAAAGUGCGGUCAUGAUAUACCAUUCAAACCCGCCAAGUAGCCGUACAGGGUGUAACUCUCGCAUCCCUCAAAACGCAAACAGAUUUCGCCUAACGCCGUGUACCUCGCUAUGGUGCCACCCAUCCGAUCCCCGAGUUUGGAUAUCCUACAGUCGUAUAGGCCCGUCGCGUCUGG